AUGGCCAAAAAUUUAACUUUACCUGCGCCAUUAGACCACCACUACUGUCGAAGCCCGGGACCGUCAUCAGUAUUGGUAGACAAACACAUUACCUCAUCUGAAAUGGAAGAACAAAAUGAGACCGAAGGAUGUCAAUCACCAUUGCGAUCGCUUUCAUCGAUCGGUGACAGAAUUACCACGCUAGACGAUGUUGAGGCCAACCUCUAUGCUUUAACUAAAUUAGUUACCAACGUAGCAGCAGAAGUUCGUCUCAUAUUUAAUGUAGUUUGUGGUGGAUCGGACACUGUGCAAAGAAGUUUAGAGUUUUCGAGAAUAGAGAAUGAAGAAGCUUUUAAAGAGUUCGACGAUAAGUUAAGAAACAAUAGCAUAUACAUGGCGGAAAUUGUAACCAAAUUUCUACACUUGCUUAAGCUGGUAAAUGAUAUUGAUCGUAGACUAUGUAUUAUGUUGGAUUUGGUUUUCGACAGGGCUUUUCUUACCUUGUGCAGCUGGACAGGGGCAGGAAUUGGAAGAUCUAAGAUAUGUUUCAAAGAAUUUGAACAUGUGAUAUGUUUGUUCAAAAUCGUAGGCGGAAAUAGCUUUAUUCGGGUAACUGAUGAAUUGAUUAAAAGCUUUUUUCAGAAAAAGUUAAAUAACGGCAAAUCCCGACUUAUUCAAAUGGAAACAUCAGAGGCAUCAAGAAAGCGUAAAAUAUUGGAAUAG
Messenger RNA from Anopheles marshallii, 702 nucleotides. RefSeq lists its product as uncharacterized. Bases 1 to 702 code for a protein of 233 amino acids. The record is from RefSeq and is a predicted model, not a curated record. The transcript is spliced from 3 exons. NCBI's taxonomy places the organism in Eukaryota, Metazoa, Arthropoda, Insecta, Diptera, Culicidae.